AUGGAAAAUUCGGCUCUACAAAUUAUUCGGCCUCUUAGCGAUCUCGAAAAGGCAUACGUUAUCAGUCACAACAUGGAUUACUUUACGAACAUCUGCACGACUGUGCGAUACCAAUGCAAAAAUCUUUUUCCGUCAACAUCUAUGAAAACACUAGUUGAAUUAAAGGCCAACAUAAAGAAGAGAUUGCUCCCGGUUAUCUAUCGAGUCCUUGCCGAAUUUAUUCCCGGGGAACCAGCAUUGUCGAUUGGCAUAAAAAAUUCAAAAGCCCCCCAACCAUGUUUUGUUCAUAUUCCCACAAUCGAUCUAUCUCAACAAAUUCGCUUUAUUAUAAUACUGUCAGAUGAAGAUUUAGAGAGGAUAUUGGAAAUAGAACACGAAAAACCAUUUGACUUGUCAAGUGAAACGGCUCCGUUGUGGAGGAUGACAGUCGCUGUGCAUUCUAAGCGAAAUGAUGAGCUAUCUAUUUUAUUCUGUUGCCAUCAUUGUUUGAUGGAUAUACCCAGUUUUCUUACGAUAAAUACAUUGUUUUACAAUGCGUUAAAAAAAGUCAUGCAUGAUCUGAGUAUUGAUAACGCUAGUGGGAGUAAUAAUACGCGUAACCCUGUUGCGCACGGCAAUAUAGAUUAUAAUUUAUUGGGUAACGUAUCAUCGACGGUAAACGUUCCGUAUGCUCAGAUUUUUGAACCAUGGGAUAAGAUUAUCGAUGUCACUCCAUCGAUAAAACUAUUAGUGACGGAAUCAUUGAAGACGUUACAUUCCUCUCUCACAAAAUCCAGAUCGAAAUAUUAUGCCGGGGACUUUUAUGCAACAAAUAUUAAUAUUAAGGAUUUUCGUGUUAAAUUGAAAAUAAUGUCGCUCGAUCCGGAUGAGUUUAAAUCAUUGUUGUUAAUUUCGAAACAGCAAAACUCGACAAUUCAUGCGAUUAUUCAUACUGCCCUUUUAAUCUCAGCUCGUCACUCUCUCGUUGAUUUGGAUAGAGACAAAAAGUUAUCUACCCUGACACCGAUAUCCAUUAGACCGUACGCUUAUCCACCAAUAAACAAUACAGCCGUAGGCUUAUACGUUACUACGUAUAACUUUAUGAUUCCAGUGACUAGUCUCAAGUUGGGUUUUUGGGAUAUCACUAAAACUUACGAAUCCGAACUUGCAAAGAAUCUGCAAAGAACAAUUCAACGCACUGGCUUACAACGAUGUGCAUAUUCUUAUAAGAAUCAGGUAAAAGUAAACUCGAUGAGAAGGGAAGCAUCUCUUCUAGUGUCUAAUGCUGAUGUCUGGAUGCCUUUUGAAAGGAAUAAGCCUGUAGACGAAAAAGUAAAGAUACUAGAAAUGUUGACUUCGCAAUCGACAGCUGCCAUUGGUCCUGUUGUUACGGUCAAUAUAGCAACUUACGACAACAUACUCAAAUGCACGUUUGUACAUCAAGAAGGGGCUAUUAGGCCUAAAAAAAAGUUGAUUGAGUUUAUUCAUGGGUUCAAAAAAAUACUGGCAGUGGUUUCCAAAAAAGGUGACUGGAACGACAUUGUCAAUUAUUAG
This is a messenger RNA of Paraglomus brasilianum, 1533 nucleotides long. The record is from the annotation of a GenBank genome assembly. NCBI's taxonomy places the organism in Eukaryota, Fungi, Glomeromycota, Glomeromycetes, Paraglomerales, Paraglomeraceae.